GUCUCUUAAGAAGACACCUGCGCAACCGAGAAGUAUGUUGGAGCAGUUGCUCUUACAACCAACCACCAGUGCACAACCGGGUACGUCGUCUACAGGGGCGCGACAGAAUACCCAGAUGGUUCCUGCCCAAACACCAGUUAUAUUCAUAGCGGACAGUGACGUGGAGGAUGAGUUUUCUCGUCUAUUUGAAAGCGUUACGCCGGCAACCAUACCGUCCACUACGCCGCUCCAGGCUCCGCUGCCGCCUCCACCACACUAUGGUGGAAAAAACCUAAAUUUAAUUAGGACGGAGGAGGAAGCAAUGUUCAGUCCGGAAAGUCAGGACAUCCUCCCUCCGAAUACACAGAAGAAGCAGAGGGACCAACAGCCACAACAGCACCAGGCAUCGUACACACAACAGCAGCAGCAACAACAACACUCGGUGCACUUAGAGCAGCAGCAGCAACGUCAGCUGCCUCCAAGUAACUUCGAGGAGUUUCGAAACAACAGUGUGGAGUGGUUGCGGGCUUUGUUGGGUAGACAUGAGGGCGGCUCUGGAGCGGGAAUUGGAACAAUUGGAGGUGGCGCGGAAUAACAUACGCAAAACGUCAAACGCGU
This is a messenger RNA of Photinus pyralis (common eastern firefly), 597 nucleotides long. RefSeq names its product AT-rich binding protein-like. NCBI's taxonomy places the organism in Eukaryota, Metazoa, Arthropoda, Insecta, Coleoptera, Lampyridae. The coding region runs from base 35 to 574 and encodes 179 amino acids. The transcript has 2 exons. The record is from RefSeq and is a predicted model, not a curated record.